Molecule: messenger RNA, 1533 nt
Organism: Rodentolepis nana
Lineage: Eukaryota; Metazoa; Platyhelminthes; Cestoda; Cyclophyllidea; Hymenolepididae
Source: the annotation of a GenBank genome assembly
AUGAAUACCACUUACUCUGAACUCGGAAUUCAAGAUACCGAUAACGUGAUUUUCUAUCCUGCACCGAAUUUCAUGCAGCCAACAGCAGGGCACAUCAAGGAACGAGUUGGAGAAGUUCGUUCUCCACCAAUUUCGCGGACUUAUCAGAAUGAACAGAGGAACAUACCAGAAAAGAGAUUUAAUAAUUCUGAAUAUCCUCGCCAGUAUCAGGAACAAAGUUCCGGAGGACGCUUCUCUUACAAACCAAGAACAACAAGCAAAAACUUCGUCCCAAGCACAGAGGGGGCAACCCCUUCUCGAAACUAUUCCUUUUCAAAUGGGACGAACGAAUUGUUUACUUCAUCUGCAAGCUUUAACCACGUCAAUCAAAAUUCCGGCUACUUAAUUCAACCCCGCGGUUCCAUUCGGGAAACCUCUCUUCGCAUAGAUAGUGGGCAGGAUGGGCCAAGAGAGUGGUCUAGACGUGAGGAGAGCAUUCGUGAGACAGGAGAAAGCCAGAUGUCGCACACCUCUGAUCUCCAGGGUGAAGGCCGAUUCGUGAUCUCUCCUGCUCCUCCGUCACUAUCUGCACAGUCUGCUCCUUUGAACGGAUUUUCUCCCCUACCACCUUUCCCAGCUCCAAAUACACCUUCCGCAGCAUCCGUCUUUAGAGUCACCAGAAAACCCACAAUGGUCACAAGAAACGGCGAUUCUGAAGUCGUUACCACCGAAGAAAUGAAGAAAGAGGAUGAUACUAGCGAAACUAUCAUUCAAAGAAGAACGAUUCGAAGAAGACGUGUGCCAUCUUCUCGCCUGAAUUCUCGAAAUGGAGAUAUGAUGGAAGAAAUUCAAAGAUCAACUUCAUAUAAUAUGCAGAGACGAAUGGAAAACUCUGCAAGCUGUGCGCUUGGAAAACCGCCAGCAUCCGUUCGAGCAGGCAUUGGACAAUCUGCUCCCAGAUCCACUAUGAGUAGCAGAAAUAAUUCAGGGAUAUUCAAAAAUAGUUACUCACGCAUGAUUUGCUAUGCAGCUAUUUUUGUUUUACUACUUCGUGCAUCGUUCAAAAGAGCGCCACCUCGAACACUUAGUCAGACAAAUAUUCAUCAAUAUACGAACAGUCUUCGAAAUCAGUGGAGUUCAGAAAACAAUAUACGUGGCGGAUCCUAUUUGAAACCCACUCCAAUACGUGGAACCUACUCUGCCCAUCAAGAAAAUCUUCGACGUAAAAAUGAACUGAAUCAGCACUCAGAGCAUCACAGAACAUCAAGGCGCGUCUCCGAGACAGGAUAUGGUGAAAUCUGCCAGGAAAUCGUCUCUCUUUUGCCAAUAGGACGUGGAAUUCAGGAUCUAGAAUCUGGCUCGAACGCCGCCACGUUGCCAAGAGCAGGUUCCCAAACGGCUGCCAAUACUACUUUGAGUCCCCGAACUCAGGCUAGAGAAGUCCGGCUUCGAAAUCAAGACAUUUCAUCACAUAUACCGUUGAGAAGUCCACUCUCACCUUCAUAUAGACGCCGGUCUAUUUUGGGAUUUCUCCAACCAAGAGGUUCUUCAUAA